Molecule: messenger RNA, 708 nt
Organism: Eimeria maxima
Lineage: Eukaryota; Apicomplexa; Conoidasida; Eucoccidiorida; Eimeriidae
Exons: 2
Coding region: 1-708 (235 amino acids)
Source: RefSeq, a predicted model, not a curated record
AUGUUCUCAGAAGAUAGGGACCGAGCAUCAAUACUUGCUUACCUCAACGGUAGCGAUGUAGGCUGCAUGGCGAGGAGAAGCAAGAAGGUGGACCUUAGAAGCCUCUUGUCAGAGCUUCCAGGAAGUCUAUCAGCUAGCAAGACGCAAAGCGAGACUGGGAGUGACGGCAGCUAUCUGGCAAAGACAGCAGAUGGCUCUCAUAUAGACCAGCAGCAUCUCAUUAGGAGUAUCAAGCAGCACAUGGCAGGGAGGCAGCGCGAUGUGUGGAAGGACAAGGUAAGCCAAGGAAAAUCUGUGGCCUGCCAAACAGCAGCUAGCAAUGCUUUCGUGCGGGGACCAACCCAACUGAAGCCGGAAGAGGUCGUUUCCGCCUUAAUAGCACGCUCCGCGCAACUUCCCAUAAGGGCACAUCUCAAGAAGAUUAAAGCUUCUAAGGUAUCUAGUUGUCGCCACUGCACAGCAGAUCCUGAAACACUUGCCUACGUGCUUAACCACUGUCCCCUCAGCAUUGACAGCAAAAUCAAAGAACGACAUAGCAAGGCUUUGGAGAGGACUGCAACAGCAAUAAAGCGGAAUGCGGUGAAUCGGAACAGGACCCUACAGAUAGAUAGCAGUCCAGCGGGUAUGAAGUCCCUACUGAGGGCGGAUAUCCUACAUAUGGACGACAGGCGCAAGCGAAUCGCGAUGGCUGGUGUAGCUAUUGUUUGA